Messenger RNA from Hibiscus syriacus, 2364 nucleotides. RefSeq names its product calmodulin-binding receptor-like cytoplasmic kinase 3. The transcript has 7 exons. Bases 690 to 2213 code for a protein of 507 amino acids. Lineage: Eukaryota; Viridiplantae; Streptophyta; Magnoliopsida; Malvales; Malvaceae. Gene Ontology annotation, molecular function: protein kinase activity; ATP binding. Gene Ontology annotation, biological process: protein phosphorylation. The record is from RefSeq and is a predicted model, not a curated record.
ACUUUGAUUGGUUAUGUUUUCUGGGGUUUUGAAGGUUUUGGAUUUCUCUCUUACUACUGUUCCAAGUUCCAUCUAUGCCUUUUUUUUUGUUUUUGUUUUCUUCAUAUAUAUGCACACAAUUUGUCAGGUGGAAGUGACUUUGAUCAUAAAGUUUAAAGCUUUUGAUUGAAUUUUGCAGGUCUCGCUAGUUGUUGGAGUCAACUGUUCGAAAACACUUUUGGGAGGCUUUAAAUAGAGAGAGAGGGGGGUUCAGCUUUAAUAUCUAUCAGAGUUUCAGGAAUCAUGCUGAUUCAGUCAACUCAAUCGUGAAGACUUUGGUCAAAUUUUGCAAUACCCUUUGAAGAAAGAGAAUUGAACGAUUUAAUAAUCUCUGAUAAGUUGUCCCCUUUGUUAGUUUGGAGACUAAAGAGAAACUGAGUUUGGGUUUGUUUUUUCUGUGAUUGUUGAAUAUUAGAUUUGUUUAUUGAGAGCAAUUCACUACUUCAAGUUCAUUGGGGGUUUACCUUGGUUACCAUGCAUCAUUAAUUUGCUGUAUUGAGUUAUGGACAACAAUGAAUGAAGUAAUUAAGGUUCCGGGGGUUGGUUUUGCAUGCUUCUCCCCUUUGUCAUUACUUGGAAGCGGUUGGCAGAAUAAAUGAUGCUUCCUUUGUAAUAAUUUUAUGGUAGUUGAGUGAGUUAAUACAUCGGGAAUGGCUGCCUCUAUGUUUAGUCUACUGUUGUUUGUGCAAUUAUCAAGAUUCUUUGCCUCUGGGAUUGAAGUAAAGUCGAAGAUUUGCGGCGCCAAUCACAUAGCGUACUCAAACUCGAACUGUCAUGAAUUGUUUUAUUUGAACGGCAAUCUAGUAGAUAAAGUUUUGUUCUGCAAGGUUCUGCAGUUUCACUAUGAAGAUAAUUGUGUGCUGGAAGGCUAUACCGGUGCAGACUGUGGUUUGGAUGUUUCAUUAGCCAAUUUAUCAGUCGGAAGAGGACGGAAAUUAUUGCACAACCCCAAGAAAGAUGAGAUACCCGAUGAUAAUCUGGAGGGGAACACUAAUCGUAAAUAUCCGGCCUCAACCAAAGUAGGGAUAGCAGCAGCAGCUGGGGUAUUUUUAACUUGUGUUUUUAUAUGCCCCUGUCUGUACAAGAAAAAGAGACCUACUGACCACGCUGUUCUUUCGAGGGAUCUAAAUACAAUUGAAUCAGCUGCCCCUUCAGAAAUGAGUGUUCAUUCUCUUCCCGAGAAGGUUCCGGCCAGCCCACUCAGAGUACCCCCUAGUCCUUCAAGGUUCUCAAUGUCUAACUCUCCGCAACUCUAUAGAAUCGGGUCAGUGAAUCUCAAUAUGACACAAGUGAACAGAGCUACCCAUAAUUUCUCACCCACACUAAAGAUAGGCGAAGGAGGGUUUGGAACGGUUUAUAAGGCUCAUCUAGAUUCUGGCCAGGUUGUUGCGAUUAAACGAGCCAAAAAGGAACAUUUUGAGAAUCUGCAAACGGAGUUCAGCAGUGAAGUUGAACUUCUAGCAAAGAUCGAUCAUAGGAACCUUGUGAAGCUACUUGGUUAUGUGGAUAAAGGAAAUGAACGGCUUAUCAUUACAGAAUAUGUACCAAAUGGUACUCUAAGAGAUCAUUUAGAUGGUCAGCGUGGGAAGAUCCUAGAUUUCAAUCAGCGUCUUGAAAUCGCCAUUGAUGUUGCUCAUGGCCUCACGUAUCUCCAUCUCUAUGCAGAAAAGCAAAUCAUCCAUCGAGAUGUGAAGUCAUCCAACAUUCUUCUGACAGAAAGCAUGAGAGCUAAAGUGGCUGAUUUUGGAUUUGCAAGAGUUGGCCCUAUGGACUCUGACCGAACACAUAUUUCAACCAAAGUGAAAGGAACGGCAGGUUACCUUGAUCCGGAGUAUAUGAAAACCUAUCAACUCACAACCAAGAGUGAUGUAUACUCUUUCGGUAUUCUACUUAUGGAAAUUCUGACUGGCCGCCGUCCCGUGGAGCUAAGGAGACCAGCUGAAGAGCGCGUGACUCCUAGAUGGGCGUUCCGUAAGUAUAAUGAAGGACAUGUAGCGGAAUUGGUGGAUCCAAGGAUGGAAGAAUUUGUAGAUGCAGAGAUACUAACGAAGAUAUUUGCCUUGGCAUUUCAAUGUGCGGCACCCGUUAGAAAUGACCGUCCGGAGAUGAAAUCUGUGGGAGAACAGUUAUGGGCAAUCAGGGCCGAGUACGUUAAGACUUCAAGGCGAGGGUAACUCUACGUAAUCCAAUAGCAGUUUCCUCUCCCCUUUGCUCAUAUCCUUUUAUUUCCUAGUGUUUUUUUCCCUUUCCCCCCUUCUUUUGCAGUAUACCGUAAAAUCCAAAUUUGGUCUUAACCAAAAGCUAUGAUUCGCUUUUCUGUUGUUC